CGGAUCCCCAGCAGCAUGGACGUCGAGCCCGAGGUACCGGCGGCCGCCGCCGCCUCCUCGACGAACGGCCUGGAGGCCUCCGCCGCGCCGGCGCCGGCCCCGCUCUCCGCCGAGCAGCUGGACGUGGAGGCGUACGCCGCGCAGUACCUGGGCCGCACCCGCCUGCCGCGCCUCCUCUUCAUCGCGCAGAGGUGCGGGGUGGAGUCGAUCGAGCUCGAGGCGCUGCGGAUGGCGCACGACGAGGCCCGGAUCCGCGAGGACACGCUCCUCUACCGCGACGCCGCGCAGAGGAUCGACGGCCGCCUCGGCCCGCGCUACCGGUACGACCAGGCCUGGGUCGACGCCGUCAACCGCCGCGCCGAGCAGCGCAGAGAGAAGCUCGAGACCGAACUCAACGGCCACAAGGCUCACCUGAUCAAAGAGAGCAUCAGAAUGGGUUAUAAUGAUAUUGGUGACUUCUACUAUGGUCAUGGGCACCUUUCCGAGGCCUUCAAAAGCUAUAUCCGCACGCGUGACUAUUGUACCACUUCCAAGCAUGUAGUUCAGAUGUGUAUGCAUGUGAUUCUGGUUAGCAUUCAGUUGGGACAGUUUGCACAUGUUACCAACUAUGUCAGCAAAGCAGAGCAAACCCCAGACGAGUUGGAACCUAUUGUUAUUGCAAAGUUGCGUGCAGCUGCAGGAAUAGCCUACUUGGAAACAAAGAAAUACAAACUUGCUGCCCGUAAGUUUCUCGAGACAGGACCUGAACUAGGAAGCAACUAUUCUGAAGUCAUAGCUCCGCAAGAUGUGGCUGUAUAUGGUGCUCUUUGUGCACUUGCUUCUUUUGAUCGUUCAGAUCUUAAGAGCAAAGUUGUUGACAACAUUAACUUCCGUAACUUUCUGGAGCUAGUGCCUGAAGUAAGGGAGUUGGUCAAUGAUUUUUAUUCAAGUCGCUAUGGAUCUUGCUUGGAGCAUCUUGAGAAGCUAAAGCCAAAUCUCCUUCUGGACAUUCAUCUGCAUGAGCACCUGGAGACUCUGUACAAUGAUAUUCGCCACAAGGCUAUCAUACAGUACACACUUCCAUUUAUAUCUGUGGAUCUUAACACAAUGGCUGAUGCCUUCAAGACCUCUGUGUCCAUGCUGGAGAAAGAGCUGGCUGCACUGAUCACUGAGAACAAAAUAAAUGCUCGGAUAGACUCCCACAACAAGAUUCUGUAUGCACGGCAUGCUGACCAAAGGAAUGCAACUUUCCAGCGGGCUCUCCAAACUGGCAGCGAGUUUGAGAGAGAUGUUAAGGCUAUGCUUCUGAGAGCUAACCUCAUGAAACAUGAUUUCAACCAAAGGAGCCUUUCUGGACAAAGGAAGAUGUGAACCUCUGUCUGAGUGACAGUAAAAAGUGGCUGCCUCCUUGUGUACCUGGAAGUAUCCUUUCUGGAACAAAGGGUGCUUUGACCAUGUAGAGGUUUCGCUGAAAUGAACUGCCCGAAUGAUCAAGUCUGUUUCGGUGCUACUUCUUUUCUAAAAAAUUGGUUGCUCUUAGAUAUGCUUAUGAAUAGGUACCUGUCCGGAGAUAUGUUAUGGUAUCAUAUGAUGUGCUAAUCUUA
Lolium rigidum is the source of this 1583-nucleotide messenger RNA. RefSeq names its product COP9 signalosome complex subunit 1-like. The coding region runs from base 16 to 1350 and encodes 444 amino acids. The record is from RefSeq and is a predicted model, not a curated record. Gene Ontology annotation, cellular component: COP9 signalosome. The transcript is spliced from 6 exons. Lineage: Eukaryota; Viridiplantae; Streptophyta; Magnoliopsida; Poales; Poaceae.